Nymphaea colorata (pocket water lily) is the source of this 3335-nucleotide messenger RNA. Its product is annotated as DNA mismatch repair protein MSH5. Gene Ontology annotation, molecular function: ATP-dependent DNA damage sensor activity; ATP binding; mismatched DNA binding. The coding region runs from base 31 to 2457 and encodes 808 amino acids. Gene Ontology annotation, biological process: chiasma assembly; mismatch repair. NCBI's taxonomy places the organism in Eukaryota, Viridiplantae, Streptophyta, Magnoliopsida, Nymphaeales, Nymphaeaceae. Gene Ontology annotation, cellular component: nucleus. The transcript is spliced from 34 exons. The record is from RefSeq and is a predicted model, not a curated record.
UUGAGCAGAGAGGGAGAACUGGAGAAGGGAAUGGACGCUCCUUCAGAAGGGGUGGAUGAGACGGAGCUCGAAUCUCAGGUCUACAUGGCAUGUAUCAUGCAAGGGCACCGAGUGGGGAUUGCAUAUUAUGAUGUAGGCAUCCACCAACUUCAAGUGCUGGAGGUAUGGGAGGAUGGAACAGAUGACUUUCCGCUAAUUAAUCUUGUGAAAUACCAAGCAAACCCAUCAGUGAUUUACACAAGCACUAAAGCAGAAGAAUCGUUUCUCUCUGCUUUGAGAAAGAAAGAUGGGAGCCAUGAUUUUGAAGUAAAGCUUGUAAAAAGCUCAAUAUUCAGCUACGAACAAGCUUGGCACAGAAUGCUAUAUCUUAGGCUCACCGGAAUGGAUGAGGCACUGAGCACCAAGGAAAGGGUUUGCUUUCUCAGUUCGUUUAUGAAUAUGAGAAGUGAUGUCCAAGUUCGUGCAACUGGAGGGCUUCUUGCCAUACUGGAAAAUGAGAGGCUUGUGGAUAUUACUGAACAGAAUGAAUGUGAAAAUGCAUCAAUAACCAUUGACCAUAUCCUAGAGAUUUCACUAGACAAGUUCUUGAAACUUGAUGCAGCUGCCUAUGAAGCACUGCAGAUUUUCCAAGUAGACAAGCACCCAAGUUGCAUGGGCAUUGGGAAGGCUAAGGAAGGGUUUUCUGUUUUUGGGGUACUUAACAAGUGUGUCACAACAAUGGGCAGGCGCCUCAUGAGAAGUUGGUUCUUAAGGCCUAUGCUUGAUCUUGAAGUUUUGAAUGAGCGCCUUGACAUUAUUUCAUUUUUCCACUUCUGUGAAGAAUCAACCAUGGCAUUGCGUGGAAGUCUUAAGCAUGUAAAGGACAUUCCUCGAGUGCUGAAGAAAUUCAACUCCCCAAGCUAUAUAGCUUCAUCAGAUGGCUGGAACACUGUUAUAAAGAGCAUAAGUUCACUCUUGCACAUAAGAAACAUUUUCGAAGUUGGAAUAGGAGAUAGGCUGCAAGGGCGUUCAGAGUGCUUGACUUUGCAGAUUGUUGACAAGGCUUAUUCCUCUAUUACAUCGGAGUUGAUACGCCUCUAUGAAUUGGUAAUGGGUGUAAUUGAUGUAUCUCUUAGCAAGGAAAGAGGUUAUGGAACAAUGAUUAGACAAGGAUUUUGUGAAGAGUUGGAUGAGUUGAGAACUAUAUAUGAUGAAUUGCCAGACUUUCUGGAAAAGGUUUCUGCUGUUGAGGCAUCACGUCUACCUCCCAAGGAUGGAAACAAAUAUACCUCAUGUAUUGUUUAUAUCCAUCAAAUAGGUUACUUGUUUUGCAUUUUUGAGGAGAAACUCGGGGAAGCCACAUUAGAUUUUCUCCAAGAUUUUGAGUUUGCUUUUUCUGAUGAAGAUGCUGAUGAGAAACAGUUCUUUUACCGGACAUCAAAGACGAGGGAGUUGGAUCUUGCUUUUGGUGACAUUUAUCAUAAAAUUCUUGAUAUGGAAAGAGCAAUUAUAAGGGAGUUAACAUCUCAGACACAAGAUUUCUUUGUUCAUAUACUGGUUGCUGUUAAUUUUGCGGCAGAGCUUGAUUGCUACUUGUCUUUGGCAUUGGUAGCACAGCAAAAUAAUUAUGUCAGACCCAUUCUGACAGAGGAUCCAGUCAUUGAUAUACAAAAUGGCAGGCACAUGUUACAGGAGAUGACAGUGGAUACUUUUGUUCCCAAUGGCACAAGAAUCGAUGACAGUGGUCUAAUAAACAUCAUUACUGGUCCUAACUACUCGGGCAAAAGCAUUUAUAUUAAGCAGGUUGCACUUAUUGUAUUUCUUUCUCACAUUGGAAGUUUUGUGCCAGCAGAGGCUGCAAAAAUUGGACUCACUGAUAGGAUAUUUUGUGCAAUGGGGAGCAAAGUUCUAUCCUGUAAACAGUCAACUUUUAUGAUUGAUCUGCAUCAAAUUGGAACAAUGCUAAGGCAUGCCACGAAAAAAUCUCUAUGUUUGAUAGAUGAAUUUGGUAAAGGAACCCUCACUGAAGAUGGUAUUGGUCUCCUAGGUGGAACAAUACAUCAUUUUGAUGCUCAGCAUCAUCCUCCCAAGGUACUAUUGUGCACACAUUUGUCUGAGAUAUUCAAUGAUGAUAUUCUACCAAAGUCUGCAAAAAUCAAGUUCUACACCACGAGUGUUCUACAGUCCAAUAUUGAUGCAAAGCAAGGAGAUAUUGUCUUCCUGUACCGGCUUGUCCCAGGACGUUCUCUUUUGAGCUUUGGUCUGCAUUGUGCUGAACUUGCUGGGUUACCUAAGGAAGUACUUCAAAGAGCAUCCUUCAUCCUGAACGCGCUUGAGAGUGACAAACGAAUUGGCCGCCUUCGCAGCGAAAAAUUAGCAUCUAAGGAUCAAAAGUACAGGGAGAUAGCGGAGAAGCUACUGGCAUUUGAUGUUUCUAAGGGUGACGUGAAGCUUUUCUUGAGGGAUCUUGCCAUCUAGGCAGUAGAGAGAGGUUAACAUAUCCUUCCGUUCGGUUGGUUAAUUGGGUGUAAGAUUGAACUAAUGAACGUCCACCCUUUCGUUAAUUGGGUGUACGAGUCUUUUUUUUUUUUUGGUUCUUUUUUCCCCUUCGAAAUCGCAGGCACUUUAAUUCGUUCGGGUGGAGGAGGAAAUAUAACUGGAAAGUGGACUAAUGGACAGACGAGCCUGCUCAAGCUCCACAAGCCUAGGCGUACUUUCGCGCUCCUAGACAGGCACCCCUAAGGGCUUGUUUGGUUGGAAGGAAAGGGAGGGAAAGGGAGAGAUUGAGCAAUCCCUCUUGUGUUUGGUUGGCUAAUUAGAAAGGAGGGAAAGGAAGGGAAAGAGAGAAAGUCUGUUUGGAUGGGAGGGGAGGGAAAGGAAAGGAAAGGAUUGUAUAGUGUAAAUUCAAUCCCUCCCAAAUCGGACGGAUUGGGAGGGAAAGGAAAGGGAGUAAGUACAAAAGUGUUGACUGCCCACAAUACCCCUCCACGUUUUUCCUUCCAACCUUUUGACUAUUGAGGGUAUUAUUAUAAAUUGUAUCGUUUCCUUUCCAUUCCAUUCACUUUUAUCCAAACAAGCUUUUAUAAUCACCUCUUUCCAUUUCAUUCCAUUCCCUUCCCUUUCUCUUCCCUUCCCUUCCCUUUCCAUUCCUUUCCCUCCCUUUCCCUUCAUCCCUUUCCUUCCCUUUCCAUUCCUUUCCCUCCCUUUCCCUCCAUCCCUUUCCUUCCCUUUCCCUCCAACCAAACAGGGCAUGGUAGUUGCAUGAAGUGGUGGAGUGAAGUUAAAAUUGGCUUCUCAACCUAACCGGUCGGCACUCGGCAGAAGGAUCCGGACGAACUGGAACCGUGUAUGGUAGU